AUGAGUCGUGUUCCCGAGGAGGAGGAGAGAGUGCUCAACUCCAAGUCAGACCGGGAGAAGACGUAUUUCUACAAAAAGAGGUAUGCGGACACGUACGAGCACGCGGUGGCGUUGCUGAAGCAUGCGGCGACACUGGAGCGCGAACGGAAAGACAAGCAGUCGGAUCUCGAGUACUUGAGGUCGACCAUCAGGACUCAGACGCAAAUUAUCAACACCAUGAGCGAUAAUCAGCAUAUGAACGACCCUGCGAAUUACCAGCAGGAGAAGAAGAUACAAGCAUUGUGUCGUGAAGUCACUGGGCUUGUGAUGCAGCUGAACGAGCGGGAUACACUCAUCAAUAGUCUCCACGAGGAACGAGACCGAUCGGUGAAGGUGAUUAACGAGCUCAAGCUGUCACAAGGUCUCACUUCCAGCAAUGUGAGCGAGACGAUGCGAUCUACCGACGAGUUUCGGGGCAUGGAGCUGAAAUUGGAAUCUGCCUUUCGUGAAAAGCAGGAAGCUCUUGAGCGCGAGUCCAAAAUGGCUACACAGCUGAAAGAGCUGCAACUACAGUUCGACAAAUGCGAGACUGCGCGGUCAACACUAUCCGAGGGACUCGAUCGAGCUGAAAAACAGACGACAGCGCUACACGCACAAUGGGUGCAGGAGAAGAAGGAAUUGCUAUCUUCAGUAAAGAAAAAUGACCAGAAGUCGGCGAGAUUUGUAGUUGAAUGUGAGCGACUGCAAAAGGAGAACGAAACGUUGAAGACUUCACUUCACCAGUCUAUGGAGAAGGGAAAGAAGCAUUUAUUGUUGAUGGAGAGUCAACAGCAGACCAUCACCAAGUCUCAGACGCACAUUGCGCAACUGGAAGCCGAUUUAGAUGAGCUGCGACCGCAAUUGAGCCUGCUUAGCGAGAAGAAGACAAGGAUACGCACGCUUGAAAGUGAUUUGUCUGGGACGAGAGAGAAGCUUCGACGCUGUUUACUACACGUGGAUGAACUGGAGGAGAAGCUUGAGCAGAGAGAAGAAGAGAUGCAAGCCACGACACGGCAAUUCCAAGAGCGCGCAGCUUUCUUCGAGCAAAGAGUCUUUGAUGCCGAAGCAGUUCGACGAAGCCUCCAUAAUAAGGUGAUGGAACUGAAAGGAAACAUUCGCGUCUUCUGUCGAGUCCGGCCAGUUCUGCAGAACGAACUUGCAAGCUCAAGGGGCGAAGAGAUCUUUGCCUUUCCCGACUAUCGCAGCGAACGACGGCAGAUUGAGCUCAGCGCUAACCCAAAGUCUCACGUUGGGUACGGCCAAAAUGGGUCGAGGAGCGUUGUCAAGAAGUACAACUUCGACUUCGACCUGGUGUUUGACAGCAAUUGCUCGCAACAAGAUGUUUUCUUGGAGGUUUCUGCCUUGAUCCAGUCUGCACUGGACGGAUACAACGUGUGCAUCUUUGCCUACGGACAAACUGGCUCUGGGAAAACAUAUACGAUGCAGGGAAGGGAAGAGUGCGCUACUUCCAAGUCGAUGAAGCUAUCACCAGACAUGGGAAUCGUUGGGCGAGCGAUUUCUCAUAUCUUUGCUGGUAUAGAAGACUUACGGACGAGUGGUUGGGAUUUUACUGCCAACCUCGAGUUGGUUGAGAUUUACAACGAAACUCUUCGUGAUCUGCUCGCUCCUGUUGAUUCCACGGAUAAAAUUGAUCUCCGUCUGGACAGCGUGGGCAAGAUUACUGUAGUGAAUUCAGUCACCCACAAGGUUCAGAAUGAUCAAGAAGCGUGGAGCUUACUACGGGGAGCGAUGUCCAGGAGGUCGACAAAAUUUACCAAAAUGAACGACCGAUCUUCACGCAGCCAUUGCGUCAUCACAUUUAGACUGAACGGCGUGAAUUCGCUGACUGGAGAACAACGAACAGGAGUCAUCAACCUCGUCGACUUGGCGGGAUCCGAACGUUUGUCAAAGUCGGGUAGUGACAGUAACAGGGAACUCCUGAAGGAAGCGAUGUCAAUUAACAAGAGUCUGUCGGCAUUGGGAAACGUAAUAUGCGCCCUCGCGAAAAAGUCGACUCACGUCCCGUUUCGCGACUCGAAGCUGACACACUUUUUGAGUUCUUCCCUUGGUGGAGACAGCAAGACGCUUAUGAUCUGCAAUCUCUCACCUCUAGGAGCACACCGCGACGAAACGCUCAAUUCACUCAGGUUCGCUAAAAUGGUGAAUUCUUGUGAAAUAGCUUUCCCGUCCACGGUAUCUAGCCGGUCGUAG
Phytophthora infestans T30-4 is the source of this 2229-nucleotide messenger RNA. RefSeq names its product kinesin-like protein. Gene Ontology annotation, molecular function: ATP binding; microtubule motor activity; microtubule binding. Lineage: Eukaryota; Oomycota; Peronosporomycetes; Peronosporales; Peronosporaceae. The coding region runs from base 1 to 2229 and encodes 742 amino acids. The record is from RefSeq and is a predicted model, not a curated record. The transcript has 10 exons. Gene Ontology annotation, biological process: microtubule-based movement.